AUGGGUGAUAAGCCGCUACCAUCCUCGUUUGAUGACAAUCCCGACUUCUUCCAGGACAAUCCCUGGAAGAAGCUGGGACGGCGGUUGAAGGAGGAACCACUGGUUCCCUUGGGAAUCGGCGCCACAUGCUACGCAUUAUUCCGUGCAUAUCGAUCUAUGAAGAUGGGCGACUCCGUACAAGUGAAUCGCAUGUUCCGCGCCCGUAUAUACGCACAAGCAUUUACCCUUCUCGCUGUAUGCGCCGGAAGUGUAUAUUACAAGACUGAGCGGGAUCAGCGAAAGCAGCUGGAAAAGGCAAUGGAUCUGAAGAAACAACAGACAAAGCGGGAUGCGUGGCUGAAGGAGUUGGAAAUCAGAGACCAAGAGGACAAGGACUGGCAGAGCAGACACGCUGCCAUUGAACAAGCUGCAAAAGGUGCAGAGUUGAAGCCCUUGGGGACGGACCCGGCUCCAGAAACCGCAGAGCGUGACCAGGCGGAGGAACCUGCGGCGAAAGAACCCGGUGAAGGAUCGGGCGGUGGAGUACUUUCGGCCGUUAAGAAUCUGACAUGGGGCUCGAAGUAG
Molecule: messenger RNA, 564 nt
Organism: Microsporum canis CBS 113480
Lineage: Eukaryota; Fungi; Ascomycota; Eurotiomycetes; Onygenales; Arthrodermataceae
Product: mitochondrial hypoxia responsive domain-containing protein
Exons: 3
Coding region: 1-564 (187 amino acids)
Biological process (GO): mitochondrial respirasome assembly
Cellular component (GO): mitochondrion
Source: RefSeq, a predicted model, not a curated record